This is a messenger RNA of Pyrus x bretschneideri (Chinese white pear), 705 nucleotides long. RefSeq lists its product as uncharacterized. Lineage: Eukaryota; Viridiplantae; Streptophyta; Magnoliopsida; Rosales; Rosaceae. Bases 1 to 573 code for a protein of 190 amino acids. The transcript has a single exon. The record is from RefSeq and is a predicted model, not a curated record.
AUGGCGACAAUGCCACCAUCCUCCCUGCAACUCCCCAACCAGUUCCCACUCACGUCCUCAUCGACCAAACCCCAUUCGCCCAAACCCUUCUUCUCCUUCGCAACCCGAGCCACUGACCCGGAAACGCCACCCUCCGAGCCAUCGUCCGAAUCCGGUUCCGGCCCGGAUGACUUCGACAGCAAGCUGAGCCAGGUCCGACUCCGAUACCGCAGCGGCACUGGAAAGAAAGCGGAAAUCCGGAAGACCAAGAAGUCCAAAAGCGGGUCCGGAUCCUCAUCCGCGUCCAACUUGUACCUUCCACCGGUGCCGCUCAAGGAGCCGGUGUCUGGAGGGUUGAAGGUAAAUUUCGGGUUCAGCCCGUACAGCGAGAGGUUAAACGGGCGAAUCGCAAUUCUGGGUCUAACGGCGUUGCUGCUGGUGGAGCUGGCGACUGGAAAGAGCGUGUUGAAGUAUCAUACGCCUCCGGUUGUGCUGGUGCAGGUUUACUUUGUGGCGGCGGUUGCGGCGGUGUAUAUUAAGUAUGAGAAAGAGAAGGUGAGCGUGUGGCCUCAGUCCGCUCCGCCCAAAGAGUGAACAGAAAUUUAAAUUAUACAUGUGAUUGUUCAUUUGUUAAAUUUUAAUUAAUUUGGAUUUGUUUUUGUAAUGCAAAUUCCAUCUUUGAUUAUAACAUUAAACGUUGAGUGUGUCAUUCAAAAUUAGGAUUAU